Molecule: messenger RNA, 6462 nt
Organism: Gymnodraco acuticeps
Lineage: Eukaryota; Metazoa; Chordata; Actinopteri; Perciformes; Bathydraconidae
Exons: 1
Coding region: 143-6370 (2075 amino acids)
Biological process (GO): DNA repair; telomere maintenance
Molecular function (GO): ATP hydrolysis activity; DNA helicase activity
Source: RefSeq, a predicted model, not a curated record
CACAGUGAGCCAGUGUACAGACACGACUACCAAUGCUGACUGUGUAGUAAAACUGGAAAAACUGUCCGAAGAUCCUAUUCAAGUGGUAGGUGACAGUAACUGUGUUGACGACUCGGAUGAUGGAUUCAUUGGAGCCACAACGAUGGAGUAUCAGUUCAAUGUGUUGUCCAAAGACACAGCGCAAACUUUGUGUAGUCAGUUACAGUUGGAGUACAGGAAACAUGGAGAUGUCCUCAGUGGAUCGAUUGGUGCCCUCGGUGUCCCGUGCACAACUGACAAAAUUGUUGGUGAUGGCAACUGUUUUUUCCGCGCUUUAUCACAAGUGGUGUGUGGCAGCCAAAACUCCCAGCUCAUGUUCAGGCGUAAGAUCGUUAAACACAUGAUGUGCAACGAGGAGCACUUUAAUAGUUUGGUCAGAGAAGAGUACUCCAAUAGUUUGAAGGACUAUUUGGAUAAAUCCAAAAUGACUCAAUCAAACACCUGGGCAACAGAGGUAGAAAUCCACGGUGCUGCAAACCUUCUUGGAUUAGAUAUCUACACACACAUCGAUGACCACUGGUUGAAAUACAGCUGUUCAGGCCGAAAAAUUUCAGAGCAGGGCAUUUAUUUGAAAAAUUGCAAUGGAAAUCACUAUGAACCAGUUGUGUGCACAAAGAAUGGGAAUUCAUUGGAAUGUCAUAAUUUGUGUAACAUUCAGCCAACGUGCUACGCAAAACCAAUGCUAACAAGGAAUGCUAGUAGGGCCAAUGCUGAGAAAAAGAAUGGCAAUGAUAUGUCUGAGACAAAGUCCACAGAGAUUGACAGCUCUUGUUCAAGUAAGAGUAGUUCUCGACUUCGAACAGAUUCAAAACAUAUUACAAAGAAUAAAAGGUUCUCUGAAAAAAGGAAGUAUGAGGAUACAGAAUUUCGACACAUUAAGAACAGGGCAUCGGUUGACACAUAUCAUGAUAAUGACAAAUACAAUAUCAGCUUGAAUAAAGCCAGCAAGAAUAAAUAUAACGACAAUGACGAGCAUAGAGCAGCUGUGUGUGAAGCUAGCAAGCAGAAAUAUACCAACAAUGAGGACCAUAGACUUGCUAAAUGUGGAGCUAGCAAGAAAAAGUAUUUCACAAACACGAACCAUAGAGUGUCAUUGCAACUGGCUAAUAAAAACAAAUCCAUUCAGGCAAAACGCAAUAAGCGUUCCUUUGAUUUUGUUUUGAAACUGUUUAAUGACACCAUAAAGAACGGUCCUGAUUUUGUGUGUUGUUCCUGCCUUAGUCUUCGUUUCAGAAAGCAAGUGGUAAUUUGCAAGCGCAGUAGAUACCAGAGAAACGAAGCCACAAGGACUGCAGCCGCACGAUGUAUCACAGAAGAGUAUUUGCACAAAUGUGAUAAUUGUGAAACGCCCUGCAAAUUGCUAAAGUCGCCAAUGGGAAAGUUAUGGAUCUGCCGGGAUUGCCAUGGCAAAAUACUUCGAGGUCAAAUGCCACAACUGUGCGCUGCUAAUAACUUGCACUUGCAUCCGAUACCUUCAGAAUUGAGUUGUCUGAAUAUUAUAGAGAUGCAGUUAAUCAAGAUGCACAUCCCUUUUAUGAAAGUGGUGUGCUUACCGAGAGGUGCACAAAAUGGUGUGCAUGGACCAGUGACAUGUGUUCCAGCAAACAUUACUGCCACAACGCAUGUUUUGCCAAGGACCAAUGAAGAUGGGAUUCUCUUGAGAGUCAAACUGAAACGCAAAUUGUCACACACGGGACAUUAUUUAUACCAAUAUGUCAGUAUCGAUCGAAUAAGGAGAGCGUUGCAGUGGUUAAAAAGGACAAACCCUUAUUACGCUAAUGUAGACUUCAAUGACGAUUGGUUAAAUCAAUAUGAACAAGACCUCGACGAAGAGCAUACUGUUGAUGACGUACAGCCUGAUGAGACAUGUCUUGAAGAGGAAACUUUACAUGAUCGCCAGACUCAUGGCAUGUUCAUGGAUACAUGCCUUCAGCCAGUGGACCUAGGUCAGGACAUUUUAGACCAUUGCGAUACAACGCUUAACAUUGCACCUGCUGAGGGUAACAAUCCAGUUCUAGUUCUUUGUGAUGAAACCAACGAGGCCAAAAGUUUCCCUGGCCUUUUCCCAUUGGGAAGUCCGACAUAUCACGAUUUCAGAAACAACAAGGUGACUUUGGCCAGUUACUUUAAGAACCGAAUCAUGCAUGCGGAUGGCAGGUUUUCACGCGAUUCAGAUUAUAUAUUCUACGCUCAGUACAUGACUGAAGUACAGAAGGUGUCGUCGUGCAUUUCCAUCGCUUUACGGAAAGGACAUUCAGGGGGAAAUACAGGUAAGAUUUCAGCGAACAUGGUAAACGACACUGAUUCUCUGAAAAGACUUCUUCAAUCGAAUGAAGGAUACCGAUUUCUGAAGCCAAUUCGUGGCACACCCGCUUUUUGGGCUGGUGCCCAAAAGGAUUUGUUUGCAAUGGUCAGGCAGAUUGGGUUGCCCACUUUCUUCUGUUCCUUUUCAGCUGCUGACAUGAGGUGGAAGAAUUUAUUGACCAGCAUGAUGCUUCAAGAGGGUAGGUGUGACAAUGUGGACGAUUUGGACUGGAAUGACAAAUGUGGUCUUUUGCGUCGCAAUCCUGUAACGGCUGCACGCAUGUUUCAACACAGAUGGGAAACCUUUUUGAAAGAUGUCAUACGAUCACCAAGUCAGCCAAUUGGGAAAGUGGUAGAUUACUUCUAUCGUGUUGAGUUUCAACAGAGAGGGAGUCCUCAUAUACAUGCCAUUUUCUGGAUUGAAGACAGCCCACAAAUUGAUCGAGACACUGAUGAGGAGGUGGUGCAGUUUGUAGACAAGUACAUUUCUUGUGAACUUCCAGAAGACGAUGAGCUACUUGAGGAAAUGGUGUCAACUGUGCAAACGCAUAGUAAAAGACAUUCAAAAUCGUGUAGAAAGAAAAACACCGUGUGUCGUUUCAACUUCCCACGACCACCGAGUGAACGGUCCUUUGUUUCCAGGGUAGGGAAAACGGAUAAGUCGUGUUCACAACAGGAAGGCGUCGGCAACCAGAUGACGGAAGAACAGGCACGUAAGAUCAUGUCCACGGUCAAAGAGGCAGUCACUGAUGAGACGGCUACUUUCACAACAGUCUCAGAGCUGUUUGGAAGUCUGGGUAUUAACCAGGAGCAGUUUGAAUCUGCAUUUGAAUGCAUUGGUAAGAAAACCCAGGUUGUACUGAAGCGCAAACCUACAGACGUAUGGGUGAAUCCAUACAAUAAACGUUUACUUAGCGCUUGGAAUGCUAACAUGGACAUUCAGUUUGUAGCAAAUGCAUAUGCCUGCAUUGUGUACAUUAUUUCAUACAUCGCAAAAGCUGAACGUGAAAUGGGAUUACUGCUCAGCAACGCUCAACGAGAAGCGACAAAGGAGGGAAACACGGAUGCCAAAAAGUCCUUGCGAAAGUUAGGCAGCGUUUAUCUGCAUAAUCGUGAUGUUUCUGCACAGGAGGCCGUUUACAGAUUGACCCAGAUGCAUUUAAAACAUAAUUCCCGAUCGGUUCACUACAUUCCAACAGGAGAUAACGCAACGCGUAUGAGUCUGCCCCUAAAGGAACUAAAACGUAGGGCAGAUUCAAACACUCUCACAGACAACAACAUGUGGAUGACCAGUUCUGUGGAUAGGUAUUUGGCUAGACCAAAUGAAGACAUAUUUCAUCGGAUGUGUUUAGCUACAUUUGUGUCGGAAUACAGAGUUCUGUCGAAAAACCAGACUUCUGUUAAUAGAGUGAAACUAGGCAAGGACCUAGGAUUCGUCCUGAAAAAGACUAAGGGAAAACCUGCAGUGGUGCGCUAUGUGCAGUUUUCACAUGACACGGAUCCCGAGAAGUACUUCAGGAACAUCUUGCAGCUUUUCCUGCCUUACCGUGUGACUGAAGACUUAAAACCUGAAGGGUUUCAGACUUUCGAACAGUUUUACCAUAACGGUCAAUGGUUUCUAGACACUGUGGUUCACAGUGUUAAAACUACUGUUGAUGUAAACAGGCGAACAUUUGAGAAAGAAUCUGAAGUGAUGGAACAUUCUGACAAUGUUUCAGGACACACAGGUGCUCUUGAAGAUGCCUGGUGUGAAAUGUGUCCAGGGCAACAGUUGGAACGCUUGGAAUGUGAACAGGAAGUGAGGGAACGAGUGCCAGUUCCCGACGAACACACAGAUGCCAUUCCAGACUUGGCCGACGCUGGUGCAGGGGGAAAUCGUUUUGAUGCACAUGGAAACAUUAUGUGUAGAUCGGAUGCACUUAAUCUUCUCAGAUCUCUGAAUGUCAAACAGAGAGAGAUCUUUUAUCAAGUUAGACAAUGGUGCAUUGAAAAGGUAAAUGGCACGAACCCAAAACCCUUCAAUGUGUUUGUUACAGGUGGUGCUGGGACUGGGAAAUCGCACCUCAUUAAAGCAAUCCACUAUGAAGCAUCUAGGUUGCUGUCACAAGUUGCAAGUUCACCUGAUAAAGUGUCUGUGUUGUUAACUGCCCCUACUGGCAUUGCUGCUUAUAGUUUAGGAGCCAGCACAAUACAUAGCACAUUUUCUAUAGGGUUGGAUGUCAAACCUCCCUACACGCCGUUAGGAGAGGAAAGGGUCAGUACCUUACGUGCUGAAUUGAGCGAUCUGCAGAUCCUGGUGAUUGAUGAGAUUUCAAUGGUGAAUCAUAACUUGCUAGCCUAUGUUCACGGUAGACUUAGGCAGAUUAAGCAAAUUAGUGAUCACUCACCAUUUGGAAAAGUCAGCGUCAUAGCUGUCGGCGACUUUUUCCAACUCAAGCCAGUUCAAGGCAAAUCCUUGUAUUUGGAGAACAUGCUAUGCGAUUUCUGGACUGAACAAUUCUCCAUUGCUCAUUUAAACACCGUUGUACGUCAACAGGACACUGUCUUUGCAGAACUGUUGAACAGGUUGCGUACACGAGCUAAGACCACGGCGCUCGUUGCCAGUGACAUAGCUAUCUUGAAAAAGUGUGAAACCGGGGAAAGCACUUCAGCGUUGCAUAUUUUCGCAACAAAUGCACAAGUUAAUGACCACAAUAUCAGACAGUUGUCAGCAUCAUGUCCAGAGAACCUUUGCGUGGAGGCACUGGAUUAUGAGAAGAAUCAACAAUCCGGCCGCAUGGAAUUGAAAAGAGGACACUUCAGAAAUGUGUACAAAUCCUAUUUACCUGAAAGGUUACCGUUGGGAAAGGGUGCACGAGUGAUGUUGAUCAAAAAUAUUGAUGUGUCUGACGGCUUGGUAAACGGAGUCUGUGGGAAUGUCGUAGACAUUGUCAACAAUAUCCACAACACAUUUGUGAGCACUGUGUUUGUGAAAUUCGAUGACGAAAAAGUGGGUACUAACAGAAGGAAGCGUUUCCCUUCAACUAGUGGCAACCCUUUGGCUACUCCCAUAAACAGAGAUGACGAAAGGAUACGCAAGGGAAAAUUGCGUAAACAGUUUCCUUUGAAACUAGCAUGGGCUUGCACAAUCCACAAGGUGCAAGGGUUAACUGUUGACAAAGCAGUCGUUUCGCUUAAAAGAAUCUUUGAGUCAGGCCAGGCAUAUGUUGCUUUAAGCCGUGUCAAAACCUUAAAUGGGUUGACAAUUGAGGACUUUAAAGACAGCGCCAUAUAUUGCAAAGAGAAUAUUCAGGAUUCCCUUGAUGGCAUGCCGCCGUUUGUAUCCUGUGCUACUACACCCUCACAGGGAACACACUCAUUCUCCAUAUUCUCAAUGAAUGUACAAAGUUUAGACAGACAUUUACCUGAUCUAACGGUGGCAAUUCAGCCAUUUGAUUACAGUUGUGUGGCUGUAACGGAAACAUGGUUAACUGAAACUGUUGCAAAUCACACUGCACGGAUUGAGAAAUAUACGUUUCACAGUGUGCCACGUUGCAAGGCGUACAACUCAACUGACGCUGUUUUGAAAACAAUUAAAGACCAACAACAAGGGGGAGUUGGUAUAUAUUGUCAAGACCAGUUAGAGUACACCAUUUUGGAUAUUCCAAAUGUGAAUUUAGAAUGUAUUGCCUCGCAUUUCACCAGGGAGAAUGUGAUCGUUGUGGUUGUUUACCGCCCACAAACAUAUCCAUUGCCUCUGUUCAAACUAAACAUGAAGCUGUUGACCAGUUUCUUAAAUACUAGGUCAGACAACGUUGUCAUUUUGGGAGACUUCAACCAUGAUCAGCUCAAGUCAUUGUCAAUGUCAUCCUUCAUGGAACAACUAGGUUACUUGCAGUUGGUAUCCGAACCCACAACAGAAAAGGGAACAUUGAUCGAUCACGUAUAUGGAAAACAAACAAGUAAGUAUCUCACAGAAACGAAGGUUAUCCCGAUGUAUUUCAGUACUCAUGAGGCAGUUCAAUGUUUAUUAACAAAGAACACCUGAGCUUCAACUAUUUCAUUGUGUAACUGACAAAGGACACGAGCGGUAGUUUUGGUUGUGUGAAGACGGCGGAAGGCGGGGAGAGACAUUCACGU